Molecule: messenger RNA, 3071 nt
Organism: Struthio camelus australis
Lineage: Eukaryota; Metazoa; Chordata; Aves; Struthioniformes; Struthionidae
Source: RefSeq, a predicted model, not a curated record
AUGCCGCAAGCUGCAGCGCCUUACAGCACCUUGCUGGUGUCCUCCCCUCCUGCCCGGCGAUGGUUUCGGGUACCGGCCAUCCGCCUCGUGCUGGAGUCGGGCAGAAGCUCAAAAGCGCUCGCCCGGGAGGGGCUGGAGUACAGCGACGUGCUCCCCGACUCCUUCCCCUCGGCGCCGGCGGAGACCCUCCCUCACUUUCUGCUGGAGCCGCAGGACGCCUACAUCGUGAAGAACAAGCCCGUGGAGCUCGUCUGCCUUCACGCUCACCCAGCGCUUGCCCCCGUCCUCGGAGGGAAAUUUGGGGUGGACCUGUUCGCUAUAGACCUUUCUCUGGGCCACCCUAUUGGACCGUGGUCUUCAGACCGUGGUCUUGACUCGCGGACUGUGUGCCGGCAAUUGGCUUACCGCAGCUCGUCUGCCCAGGGCGAGCCCGUAGGAGUACGGGUGGUCUGCUCCCCGCUGCAAAGCAUCUCCGGGAUGCUUGUGCGGGAGGUGCAGAUCGAGGUCUCCCGGCAGCAGGUGGAGGAGCUCUUCGGCUUAGAGGACUACUGGUGUCAGUGCGUGGCCUGGAGCUCUGCGGGGACCACCAAAAGCCGGAGGGCCUACGUCCGGAUAGCGUACCUGAGGAAGAACUUUGACCAGGAGCCGCUAGGCAAAGAGGUCCCCCUGGAACAGGAGGUCCUGCUGCAGUGCCGUCCACCCGAGGGGGUGCCGCAGGCAGAGGUGGAGUGGCUGAGGAAUGAGGAUGUCAUUGAUCCCACCCAGGACACCAACUUUCUGAUCACCAUCGAUCACAACCUCAUCAUCAAGCAGGCCCGGCUCUUGGACACUGCUAAUUACACCUGCAUGGCCAAGAACAUUGUGGCCAAGCGACGGAGCACCACAGCUGCUGUCAUUGUCUACGUGAAUGGUGGCUGGUCCACCUGGUCCGAAUGGUCUCCUUGCAACAACCGCUGUGGCCGGGGCUGGCAGAAGCGCACCCGGACUUGCACCAACCCAGCACCGCUGAAUGGUGGCUCCUUCUGCGAUGGGCAACCUUUCCAGAAAAUAACCUGCACCACGCUCUGCCCAGUAGAUGGAGCGUGGACGGAGUGGAGCAAGUGGUCGGCCUGCAGCACGGAGUGCACCCAUUGGCGGAGCCGGGAAUGCGCCGCCCCGUCCCCCCGCAACGGCGGCAAGGACUGCAGCGGCGUGCUGCUGGACUCCAAAAACUGCACCGACGGGCUGUGCAUGCAGAAUAAAAGAAUUCUAAGCGAACCCAAAAGCCACCUGCUGGAAGGCACGGGUGACGUGGCCCUGUAUGCCGGGCUGGUGGUGGCCAUUUUCGUCUUCAUCGUGAUCCUCAUGGCUGUCGGGGUGGUGGUGUACCGGAGGAGGUGCCGGGAUUUUGACGCGGACAUCACAGACUCAUCAGCUGCUCUGACCGGAGGCUUUCACCCAGUCAACUUCAAGACUUCCCGGCAUGACAACCCUCAGCUGCUGCACCCCUCGAUGCAGCCGGACCUGACCGCCAGCGCGGGGGUGUACCGCGGCCCCAUGUACGCCCUGCAGGACUCCUCCGACAAGAUCCCCAUGACCAACUCCCCCCUGCUCGACCCGCUGCCCAGCCUCAAGAUCAAAGUGUACAACUCCUCCACGGCGUCCUCCUCGCCGGGGCUCCACGACGGGACGGACCUGCUCGGAGGGGUCCCUGCCAUGGGCUCGUACCCAGCCGAGACCACCAGGGACAACCACUUUGGGAACGUGCGGAGCAAGACCCUGGGCUCCCAGCAUCUCCUCAGCCUGCCCCGGGAGCACGGCAACAGUGCCAGCGGCACGUUUGGCUACCUGGGAGGAAGGCUCACCAUCCCGGGCACGGGGGUGAGCCUGCUGGUGCCGCACGGGGCCAUUCCUCAGGGGAAGUUCUACGAGAUGUACCUGAUCAUCAACAAGGCGGAGAGCACCCUCUUGUCCUCCGAAGGCAGGCAGACGACGGUGCUGAGCCCCACGGUGACCUGCGGACCCACGGGCUUGCUCCUGUGCCGCCCCGUUGUCCUGACCAUUCCUCACUGCGCGGACGUCAGCUCCUCGGACUGGAUGUUCCAGCUGAAAACACAAUCCCACCAGGGAAACUGGGAGGAAGUUGUGACCCUGGACGAGGAGACCUUGAACACUCCCUGUUACUGCCAGCUGGAGGCAAAGUCUUGCCAUGUUUUGUUAGACCAGCUUGGCACCUACGUCUUUGUGGGAGAGCCCUACUCCAGGUCAGCCAUCAAAAGGCUCCAGCUGGCUAUCUUUGCCCCCACCAUUUGCACCUCCCUGGAGUACAGCCUCAAAGUUUACUGCUUGGAGGACACACCAGAUGCACUGAAGGAGGUGCUGGAGCUGGAGAGGACGCUGGGCGGCUAUCUGCUGGAGGAACCCAAGCCCUUGCCGUUCAAGGACAGUUACCACAACCUACGUCUCUCCAUCCACGACAUCCCCCACUCGCUGUGGAGGAGCAAGCUACUGGCCAAGUACCAGGAAAUCCCCUUCUAUCACAUCUGGAGUGGCAACCAGCGCGCCCUGCACUGCACCUUCACCCUGGAGAGGUACAGCCAGGCUUCCACCGAGCUCACCUGCAAGAUCUGCGUCCGGCAAGUGGAAGGGGAAGGGCAGAUUUUCCAGCUCCACGUCACGCUCGGAGAGAAUGCCAGCACCUUAGAUGGCCUCCAUUCGCACCACAGCAGUGCCGUGACGACCCAGCUGGGACCCUACGCCUUCAAAAUCCCCCUUUCCAUCCGGCAGAAAAUCUGCAACAGCCUGGAUGCUCCCAACUCCAGGGGAAACGACUGGAGACUUCUCGCUCAGAAGCUUUCCGUGGACCGGUAUCUCAACUACUUUGCCACCAAAGCCAGCCCCACUGGGGUGAUCCUGGACUUAUGGGAAGCCGAGCACCAAGACGACGGCGAUCUCAACACCCUGGCCAGUGCCUUAGAAGAGAUGGGCAAGAGCGAAAUGCUGGUAGUCAUGGCCACGGAGGGCGACUGCUGAUGAUGCUCCUUGCGGCUGGCAGCCCUCAGCCCGCGGUCGAGGAGGACGGCGCGGAGGGA